GAGGGCUCACACCGCCCGCCACCGCCUUCCCGUGAGCCUCUGCGCUUGGGGUGGAGGGGUCCCGGCAGCGGCGCAAGAUGGCGGCGGACAGCGAACCCGAGUCGGAAGUGUUUGAGAUCACGGACUUCACCACCGCCUCCGAGUGGGAGAGAUUUAUUUCAAAAAUAGAAGAAGUAUUGAAUGACUGGAAGCUUAUUGGGAUUUCUUCAGGCAAACCUCUCGAAAAGGGUAUAUUCACCACUGGAGCAUGGGAAGAGAAAUCAGAUGAAAUUUCAUUUGCAGACUUCAAAUUCUCAAUUACCCAUCAUUAUCUUGUGCAAGAACCCAGUGACAAAGAUGGAAAAGAAGAAGUGGCAGAAGAUGCCCUUCCUCUGCCUAUGCAGGACUUGCUGUGCAUGAACAAUGACUUUCCUCCUAGAGCUCACUGUCUGGUAAGAUGGUAUGGCUUACGUGAGUUCGUGGUUAUUGCUCCAGCUGCAAAUAACGAUGCUGUUCUUAGUGAAUCCAAGUGUAACCUUUUGCUGAGUUCCCUUUCCAUUGCUUUGGGGAACACUGGCUGCCAGGUUCCACUGUUUGUGCAAAUACAUCAUAAAUGGCGCCGGAUGUAUGUUGGGGAGUGUCAGGGUCCGGGAGUUCGAACUGACUUUGAGAUGGUUCAUCUUCGCAAGGUGCCAAAUCAGUAUACUCAUUUGUCAGGAUUACUAGAUGUCUUCAAAACCAAGAUUGGAUGCCCUUUAACACCACUACCUCCGGUCAGCAUGGCUAUUCGGCUUACCUAUGUACUUCAAGACUGGCAGCAGUAUUUCUGGCCACAGCAGCCACCAGAUAUAGAUGCUCUAGUUGGUGGAGAAGUUGGAGGCCUUGAAUUUGGGAAGCUACCAUUUGGUGCCUGUGAGGAUCCAAUCAGUGAGCUCCAUUUAGCUACCACGUGGCCUCAGCUGACAGAAGGUAUCAUUGUUGACAAUGAUGUUUAUUCUGACCUGGAUCCUGUUCAAGCACCACAGUGGUCUGUGAGAGUCAGAAAAGCAGAUAACCCUCAGUGUCUGUUGGGUGACUUUCUUACUGAAUUCUUCAAGCUUUGUCGUCGGAAGGAGUCAACUGAUGAAAUACUUGGAAGAUCUGCAUUUGAAGAGGAAGGAAAAGAAGUUGCUGAUAUUACCCAGGCUCUGUCAAAGCUCACAGAGCCAGCACCAGUCCCAAUCCAUAAAUUAUCAGUCACAAAUAUGGUUCACAGUGCAAAGAAAAAAAUUCGCAAACACAGAGGUAUGGAUGAAUCACCUUUAAACAAUGACGUUCUCAAUACUAUUCUUCAGUUUUUAUUUCCAGAUGCUGCUGAGAAGCUUGCAGAAGGAUUUGAAACCAGAGCUAGCACUUCAGCAGGAAACAAUCCUCCUCCAGAGAGUGAAGAUUAUAAUCUCUUCAAUCAGUUUAAGUCUGCUCCUUCUGAUAGUCUGACGUACAAACUAGCUUUAUGUCUUUGUAUGAUAAACUUCUACCAUGGAGGAGUAAAAGGAGUGGCACAUCUUUGGCAAGAAUUUGUGUUAGAAAUGCGCUACAGAUGGGAGAACAACUACCUUAUUCCAGGAUUAGCUAAUGGCCCUCCAGAUCUGAGAUGCUGUUUACUGCAUCAGAAACUUCAGAUGUUAAAUUGUUGCAUAGAAAGAAAGAAAGCAAGAGAUGAUGGAAAAAGGGGGAGCGUGUCUGACCGUUCACCUGGUGGUACUUCUCGCGAUGCUGGAAGAGGAGCAGACCACUCUGGAGAUAACCCUGAGAAGGAGAAGGAAGUUGGCAAGUCUUGGGAAUCGUGGAGUGACAGUGAAGAGGAAUUUUUUGAAUGUCUGAGUGAUGCAGAAGAUCUUAAAGGAAAUGGGCAGGAUAAUGGAAAGAAAGGAGGAGCUAAAGAAGGCAACAAAGAGCCUGUCAAUGUAAAACCUGAGGGUCGUCUGCAUCCACAUGGCAAGCUGAUGCUGCUGCACCCAGGAGAGCCUCUCUACAUUCCAAUAACACAGGAGCCAGCACCCAUGACCGAAGAUUUGUUGGAAGAACAGUCUGAGGUACUGGCAAAACUAGGGACAUCAGCAGAAGGUGCUCAUCUUCGGGCACGCAUGCAGAGUGCCUGCUUGCUCUCAGAUAUGGAGUCAUUUAAGGCAGCUAAUCCUGGCUGUUGUCUGGAGGAUUUUGUGAGGUGGUACUCCCCCCGGGAUUACAUCGAAGAGGAAGUGAUUGACGAGAAGGGGAAUAAAGUAAUUAAGGGUGAGCUGAGUGCCCGGAUGAAGAUUCCCAGCAACAUGUGGGUUGAGGCCUGGGAGACAGCAAAACCAGUCCCAGCUCGAAGGCAGAAGAGACUCUUUGAUGACACUAGAGAGGCAGAGAAGGUGCUUCACUACCUUGCAGUUCAGAAACCAGCUGAUCUUGCAAGGCAUCUCUUGCCUUGUAUCAUUCAUGCAGCUGUACUCAAGGUAAAGGAAGAAGAAGCACUAGAAGAUAUAUCUUCUGUUAAGAAGAUUAUUAAGCAGAUAAUAUCCCAUUCCAGUAAAGUUCUGCGAUUCCCUGGUCCGGAGGACAAGAAGCUGGAAGAAAUCAUUGCUCAGAUUAUGAGUGUGGAAGCUAUCAUCGCCAGGGCCAGAUCUCUGAAAGCAAAAUUUGGGGUCGAGAAAUGUGAAAAUGAGGAGGAGAAAGAAGAUCUACAAAGAUUUGUUAACUGUCUCUUGGAGCAGCCAGAAGUAUCAGUUGUUGGUGCAGGAAGAGGACCUGCUGGAAGUAUUAUUCACAAGCUGUUCAUCAAUUCUCAGAGGCUGACUGAAUCUUCUGAUGAGGUCUCUGCAAUGCCUCCACCUGAUGAAGAGCUGAGGCGCUCAGGCUCCCCAGAGGAGCGGAGACUCAACCCAGGGUCCGUUUCAGACUUCCCACCGCCCACGGGCCGUGAGGUGAUUUUGCGCACAACCGUGCCCCGCCCUGCUCCUUACUCCAAGCCCCUGCCCCAGCGCAUGUACAGCGUGCUGACCAAGGAAGACUUCCGACUUGCAGGUGCCUUUUCAGCAGACACAACCUUCUUCUGAUCCACCCAGCUGUGUGAGCUUGUGUCUGCACAAGCAGCAUGCUGUUCAUUUCCUCUGGGGAAGUUCAUCUUACAGACUGUCUGACGCAUGGGGAGGAGACAAUAUGGCCGUCACUAGUGACAGUGUCCUGUUCCCAAGGCCAGAGCUGGACUGGCAGCCCAGGAAGAUGCCUGUAGUAGCUCCAAGGUAGAGGUGUGGAAUGGCUUCACCAGUAGUUUUAAUUGGAGCUCUGGGGAAGGAAGUUAACAUCUCCUCUCUGUCCAAAGGGAACGUACGGGCUUUUGGCAUUAGUUUAAUAAUGGAUAUGAAUGAACUGUAUGCAAAUACAUGCAGAAUGUGCUGCUUUACAGUUCUUAAUCAGACUUUAUCAAGUGACAUUAGUCUGCUUAAAUUGAUGUGUAAUCAUGAAGUAAUUUGUAUUUAUUGCUAAUCAUAACUAUUGAACCCACUGUAUUUUGGUUAAUCACUAAGUUGCAAAUCCUUCUAAAAUAUCCAAACUUCUAUUUGAAGUAUCCAGCACACUCCGGUUCACGUUGACCUCUGCUGGCACUGCAGCAGUUGUCCAAAAGAUCUUGCCUUGGAUGCUUCUCCCAAACAGAAAUCAGUACAAUUGGGGCUGUAACUGGACUGUAAGCCUGAGAGCCUGAAGUGGAUCAGGGGUGGUUUUGGAUACCUUAUCUCCUCCUCUGCACGCAAGGGCAGUGCAAAGCUGUAUGUAAGUGACAUCUACAGAGGUGUUCCACUGUAAGCAACUUGCUGGUACGCAGAGAAGGGUGUGUGAACGCAUCCUGUGGCUUUGAUAGGAUGGAGCACUUCUGUAACAUGCUGUACACCAACCCCAGGGGUUCUCAUGCAAACACCAUAAUGUAUAUGUGCCAAUGUUGCUUUCCAGUGAUCUACCUGUGUUUUAAUGAGAAUCAGCAAAGGAGCAGCGUUACUUUGUAAAAUUAAAUGUAUGAACAGCUACAGUGUUGUCCACAUUACUCAAUAAAUUUGAACUUAGCAGUGGCUCUCAGACUUCUGUAGGUACCAGCAGUGUUUUUGUCAGAAUGCUUUUUCAAUGUCACCUUUGCAUAAC
Molecule: messenger RNA, 4137 nt
Organism: Dryobates pubescens (Downy woodpecker)
Lineage: Eukaryota; Metazoa; Chordata; Aves; Piciformes; Picidae
Gene: RAB3GAP1
Product: RAB3 GTPase activating protein catalytic subunit 1
Exons: 25
Coding region: 78-3059 (993 amino acids)
Biological process (GO): positive regulation of GTPase activity
Molecular function (GO): GTPase activator activity
Source: RefSeq, a predicted model, not a curated record